GAAGGUGCACGAAUCUGCAAGUAGUCAAAACUCGUCUGUCUGCUGGAUAAAUAAUAAUAUAUUUUUCUCUGAAAAAUCUCUUAUAUAUUUCGUUGGAUAACCAAGUCGGUGAAGUUACGUCAAGCAUAACUGAAACGAUCGCUUCGUCAAAAUGAAUUUCGGAAGAGUGGCUAACGUUAACGUUUUUCGCAAAAUUCGACAGCUCGAGACACUGGUCAACCCCAGUUUACUUGCACGAAGUUCUAAUCCAACACAUUUUCCUAAGUCCACAUCGAGUUUCACAAAUCUCAGUCGUUCUGUGAUUCCUAAUGCAACUAAUUAUCCAAAAUGCAGUGUUUUGUCCAAGUUGCCCUCACUAUCGACGGUCAGCAUGAUCCAAACUCGCGCAGCAAGCAGUCAUGAUCAUGUGCAAUUGUGGGUGAUGGAGAAAAUACUGUCUGCAUCCCUUCUGGCACUAAUACCCACUGCCAUGCUUUUAGAAAAUAAAUUUCUUGAUACACUUCUGGCAGCUGCCGUUGUUAUGCACACACAUUGGGGACUGGAAGCUAUCGCCAUUGAUUAUGCACGGCCCAGUGUGGUGGGUAAACUAGGUAGCAACUUGGCGCACAUCUUAGUUAUCUUACUCUCUGCUAGUACUCUUGCUGGUCUGCUUGUGCUGAUCUAUAAUGGCCCUGGUCUCACAAAAGUUAUUAAGAAUGGCUGGGCAAUAGGUAAAGAUAAACAAAAGACUAGUUAAAUAGUUAUUACUAUGGCAGAAAUAAUUAUUACAUAUAUGAAGAGCUUUUUAAGAUGGUAACUUAUAAAUUAUUCCGGAAUAAAUUAUUCGCUUAUUCAA
Monomorium pharaonis (pharaoh ant) is the source of this 835-nucleotide messenger RNA. It is a transcript of the gene SdhD, whose product is annotated as succinate dehydrogenase [ubiquinone] cytochrome b small subunit, mitochondrial. Gene Ontology annotation, molecular function: ubiquinone binding; heme binding. The transcript has 5 exons. The record is from RefSeq and is a predicted model, not a curated record. Gene Ontology annotation, biological process: tricarboxylic acid cycle; mitochondrial electron transport, succinate to ubiquinone. NCBI's taxonomy places the organism in Eukaryota, Metazoa, Arthropoda, Insecta, Hymenoptera, Formicidae. Gene Ontology annotation, cellular component: membrane; mitochondrial envelope. Bases 152 to 736 code for a protein of 194 amino acids.